AUGCUGGGGCUAGCAGCAAUGAGGACGUGGAUUGAGCCAGUUGUUGCAGGCUCCCAGCUGGCCAGCGCCUUCUACGACACAGGGCUACUAAUGGUGGUGAAGAACUACUACAACCAGACCAACCUGACCUCCCCUUCUCACACACUGCAAGAUGCUCAGCAGAAAGCUGUCUCUAAUUUCUAUAUCAUCUACAACUUAGUCCUGGGCCUGAGCCCACUGGUGUCAGCCUACGGUUUGUCUAAGUUGGGGGACAAUGUGCAUCGGAAGAUACACGGGGCUGCUGCUUUCAAUGGGCUGACAGGCGGUUUCACCACACUCUGGGCAGGUGUCAUGGCUCUGGGAUCCCUGGGCUCCUCCGUGAGCAAGAGGUCUCUGCGGCUUAUCAUCAUCGAGCUGGUGUACGGUCUGGCAGGCUUCCUGGGAAGCAUGGCAUCGGGGUACCUCUUUGUGGGCUUCAGCAACCACUAUCGAGAGGGCACAGUGCUGGUAGGCUGCAGCAUUGCCUGCUAUGCUUUCUGUCUCCUCUACAGCAUUUUUGUUCUGAAAGUCCCCAAGACAGCAGCUUCCUGCCCAGCCAAAGCAAAGGGCACAGGGGAUGGUGGUGACCAGGUACCAGACAGCGCAGGAGCCUCACAGAAUUCCUCCUCUUCUGAGAGCAUCAAUCUUGCACCAGCAUCACCCUCAAAACUUACCAUUGUCAUGCUCUUUGCUGGGGCAAUUCUCUACGACCUUGCAGUAGUUGGUGCUAUGAAUGUGCUCCCACUCUUCUUGCUCAAGGAGCCUUUAAGCUGGAGUCCUGUGGAGAUUGGCUAUGGCAAUGCUGCAGGGUAUGUGAUCUUCAUCACCAGCUUCCUAGGAGUAUUUGUGUUCUCCAAGUAUUUUAGGGAUACUACAAUGAUCAUGAUUGGAAUGGCAUCCUUCAGCACUGGCAUCCUCAUCAUGGCCUUCGUGCAGUGGACCUUCUUGUUCUACAUCGCACGGGCAGUGAUGCUUUUUGCCCUCAUCCCCUUACCAACCAUCAGGUCCAUGUUAUCCAAGCAUGUUGAAGGGUCAUCUUACGGUAAGGUAUUUGUCCUGCUGCAGUUGUCCUUAGUCAUCACGGGAGUAGCGACAUCUACCUUCUACAACAAGAUCUACCAAAGCACCCUGAACUGGUACAGCGGGUUCUGUUUCAUUCUGUCUUUCCUAUUUGGCUGCCUAAGUCUCCUCCCUCUAAGCAUUGUGGCCUUCAAACAACGUUCCACCACUGGUUCCCUUCAAAUUCUGACAGACUGACAGCAGCAGCAGCUAAAAC
This is a messenger RNA of Tinamus guttatus (white-throated tinamou), 1294 nucleotides long. It is a transcript of the gene SLC46A2, whose product is annotated as solute carrier family 46 member 2. Lineage: Eukaryota; Metazoa; Chordata; Aves; Tinamiformes; Tinamidae. Gene Ontology annotation, biological process: transmembrane transport. Gene Ontology annotation, molecular function: transmembrane transporter activity. The record is from RefSeq and is a predicted model, not a curated record. Gene Ontology annotation, cellular component: membrane.